AUGCGCAGUAUAGUUUGUUCUGAAGGAAUACGUGUGGUUGCUGACUGCGGAAUAAAGGAGAACCCUGAUACCAUCGAAGACCGUGAUUUCUAUGGCAAAGAGCUCGACCGUCCUCUCUACUGUGUUCUCCAGGAUACCAAGCCUCUCAGGUGUGUGGCCUUUGAAGGAAGUGACACGGGGAGGAGGUUCUACGGCUCUGCUGUGAAAAGAGGCGUGAACUGUGGAGUCGUCGAAUGGGUUGACCACCCAUGGCCUAUCAUUAUGCAAAUGUGCCUACUCAAGAUCUGGGGGAUGUUGCAUGAGAGCAAUGAUGAUAGGCGAGCAAAGAAUGAAGAGAUAAGCAGGCUUAAAAUGGAUAUUGAACAAGGGAACCUUAAGCUCGAGAAUCUUGUUGCAGCUGCAGAAAGAACUAAUGUUACUACCAUGAAGAUUGACAGGCAGAAGAAGCAGAUGGGUAUCGUUGAUAAAGACGUCAAGCGCAUUCAUAGGUCUCUCACAAGUGCCAUUCAGAAUCUAAAGGACGAGAGGGGUGAGAUUAAGCUGGACAGGGAUUUUCUGAAGGAGGAGGUGCAUAAGCUGAAGGAGAAUAGAAAGAAGAUGCAAAGCAUCAUCUGUGAUCUUUUGGGGCAAGGGUUUGCGAACACUGAUGACCUCCUGAUGAUCAAGGCAAUCCUCGAAGAAUGA
Molecule: messenger RNA, 684 nt
Organism: Aegilops tauschii subsp. strangulata
Lineage: Eukaryota; Viridiplantae; Streptophyta; Magnoliopsida; Poales; Poaceae
Source: RefSeq, a predicted model, not a curated record